CAACUAUUCUCAUACCCGUGUGGCGUCUUAUAUCAGCUAACUAAUUCAGCGUUUAAAAUCAGCAACGAUUAUAUAUAAAGGGUUUAGCAACCAAAUACACAAACACAAACUAAUAAAAGAGAAAGAGAAGAGAUGGAUCCAGAGGGUGUAUCAAAAGCAUUCGUUGAACAUUACUAUUCAACCUUUGAUACAAAUCGAUCAGCUUUAUCAAACUUAUACCAAGAACCUUCUAUGUUGACUUUUGAAGGUCAAAAGGUUCAAGGCUCACAAAACAUUGUUAACAAACUCACUUCACUUCCUUUCCAGCAAUGCAAACAUAGUAUUACAACUGUUGACUGUCAGCCUUCUGGUCCUGCGGCUGGUAUGCUUGUUUUUGUUAGUGGUAAUCUUCAACUUGCUGGUGAACAACACGCGCUUAAAUUCAGUCAGAUGUUCCAUCUGAUGCCGACUCCACAAGGAAGCUUUUAUGUUUACAAUGACAUAUUCCGCUUGAAUUAUGCUUGAAGAGAGAUCCUGAACUUUAAAGCAUUCGGCGCUGAAUUGUUUGCCUAUCAUUUCUGUUUUUUAUACUGUCACAUGUCUAUUCCUUGAGAACUAGGAGUCUAGGACAAUCAAUUUCUAGUGUUGCUGUCCAACUCGUCUUUUCUUUUUUUAAUAUUUUAUUUGAUGAUUGCAAGUAGAUGAACAUUGGGGGAAAAAUUGUUAUUACGAUUGGCUAUCUUGUUAAA
This is a messenger RNA of Erigeron canadensis, 728 nucleotides long. RefSeq names its product nuclear transport factor 2B-like. The coding region runs from base 133 to 504 and encodes 123 amino acids. Lineage: Eukaryota; Viridiplantae; Streptophyta; Magnoliopsida; Asterales; Asteraceae. Gene Ontology annotation, biological process: nucleocytoplasmic transport. Gene Ontology annotation, cellular component: nuclear pore central transport channel. The record is from RefSeq and is a predicted model, not a curated record. The transcript has 2 exons.